CACUAGUGCUUAUUGUACCCCACAUUUGCAUCCUCAAUAGUGACCGUCUCCCUCAAUAAAUACCCUGGUAGAGGGGCGUGUGUCCUCCAUACUUCGCCAUACCUUUCCUCCACUAAUUUCCUUUUGCAUUUUCCGAAUUAACAGCUCUCUUGACGUUUUCUCAUGGAGACUACCACCAAUGGAACAUCUUUCAGUAACCAGAAGUUCACAUCCCCUGCAGUGAGUGAUGUCGAGCAACAACAAGCAACCAUGGAACUCGAACCUACUACCGACUUCAACUACUCAAAACGAUCGCAAUGGCUACGAGCCGCCAUUCUAGGCGCAAACGACGGGCUUGUCUCCACCGCAUCGCUCAUGAUGGGUGUUGGCGCAGUAAAGCAAGACAUUAAAGCCAUGAUAUUAACCGGUUUUGCUGGUUUAGUUGCAGGGGCAUGCAGCAUGGCCAUAGGUGAAUUUGUCUCGGUGUAUUCGCAGUUGGAUAUAGAAUUGGCCCAGAUGAAAAGAGAUAAGCAACGAGAUGAAAAUAGACAAACGUCAGACGAAGAAGAAGAAAAGGGAAAAGAAGGUGAAAAGGAGUCAUUACCGAACCCUUUACAGGCAUCGGCAGCUUCAGCCCUAGCAUUCUCGGUGGGCGCAAUGGUUCCAUUGCUGGCCGCAUCGUUCAUAAAGGAGUAUAAUGUGAGGGUAGGUGCAGUGAUUGGUGCAGUGAGCUUGGCUUUGCUGGUUUUCGGAUGGUUGGGAGCCAUGUUAGGGAAAGCACCGACUGUGAGGUCUGCGGUUCGGGUCUUGAUUGGAGGGUGGCUAGCCAUGGCUAUAACCUUUGGGUUAACCAAGUUGAUUGGAUCAAGUGGGCUCUGAGCUUCCUUUUUCAGCUUAGCCCUUUUGGCUAAUCUGAGUCAUGGAACUGUAACCAUGUUUUUGUCUGAUAUU
Messenger RNA from Hibiscus syriacus, 930 nucleotides. RefSeq names its product vacuolar iron transporter homolog 4-like. The record is from RefSeq and is a predicted model, not a curated record. The coding region runs from base 163 to 858 and encodes 231 amino acids. Gene Ontology annotation, molecular function: manganese ion transmembrane transporter activity; iron ion transmembrane transporter activity. The transcript has a single exon. Gene Ontology annotation, biological process: intracellular manganese ion homeostasis. Gene Ontology annotation, cellular component: membrane. Lineage: Eukaryota; Viridiplantae; Streptophyta; Magnoliopsida; Malvales; Malvaceae.